This is a messenger RNA of Ruditapes philippinarum (Manila clam), 635 nucleotides long. RefSeq names its product ATP synthase-coupling factor 6, mitochondrial-like. Gene Ontology annotation, biological process: proton motive force-driven ATP synthesis. The record is from RefSeq and is a predicted model, not a curated record. The coding region runs from base 32 to 484 and encodes 150 amino acids. Lineage: Eukaryota; Metazoa; Mollusca; Bivalvia; Venerida; Veneridae. The transcript is spliced from 4 exons. Gene Ontology annotation, molecular function: proton transmembrane transporter activity.
AGAGAAUCAUUACUCCACACUCAUUCGCGAAAUGUUCAUUUCGUUUGUUUCGCACAAUAAGCCGGUGCAUUUCGUGUUUUCAACUAAGGCUGGUUUACCCUUCGGUCAGGACAAAUUAAACCUUAGAAUGAUGAAGUUUCCAUCUAAAAUUUGCCUGACAGUUGGUCAGUGUUUGAGGCACCAGGCAAGUCGGCAUGUAAGUGGAACAGCAGUCUUAGCCCAAAAAGCUGAUGAUCCAAUACAACAGUUAUUUGUUGACAAAAUUAGAGAAUAUGCACAAAAGAAGAAGGCAGCUGGUGGAAAACUAGUAGAUGCUAGUCCAGAAACCACAAAAGACUUCCAGAUUGAAAUUGAUCGUUUGAAAAAUCAGUAUAAAGCUACAGACCAAGAUAUGACAAAGUUUCCCUCCUUUAAUUUUGUUGAUAAAGAGUUGGAACGAGUAGAGUCACAGGCAGAUAAAGGUCCCACAGAUCUACCACUUUAAUCAUCAUGAAAACACUGUAGAGACAUAGCUAUAUUUAAACUUCAGGAAAUAGGAAAAUCUGUUAAGAAAACAUAAACUGAUAGUUUGAUAUAUACAAUGAGUGUGUAUUUGUUUUGCAAAAAGAUUACCUUUUAUUAAAAUUGAAAAAGAA